UGGACAGACCUCCCUAAUGAUUACAAGACUUUUAAAUACACCAACAGGCUCAGAACAGAUGUUUUGGAAAAUGAUUAAUGUUCUCAUAUUGAAGAUCUUUGAUGGCACCAUUGAUCUUUUGCUGAUUUAAUUCUGUUGGCAGAAACUUAGUCAUACUGUGUUUUAAGUUUCCCAGCAUGGAGCAGGACAAUAUUUCACCACUCCAACACUUUGUGGUGGCAAAAAGGACAAUCAGUGCUGUGUUUUAUCAGCUACUUGAGUUUGUUAGAAAGGGAUCAGAUUUUGUUGAAGAGACGUGGAGGAGCGAGGAUCUCGAGCAUGUAGCUGAAGAGGAGCAGUGCCUGCAGAUCCAGGCCUGCUCCAGGAAACUUACCGUCAUUAAAGAUGUGUUAGCCCGCAGACAUAUGAAGGUGGCUUUCUUUGGCAGGACCAGUAAUGGAAAGAGUACAGUAAUAAAUGCCAUGCUCUGGGAGCGAGUUCUGCCCAGUGGAAUGGGCCACACCACCAACUGUUUCCUGAGUGUGGAGGGCACAGAUGGAGAUCAUGCCUACCUUACAACUGACGACUCUGAAGACAGAAAAAGCAUCGAAACAGUCAAUCAGCUGGCCCACGCUCUUCACAUGGACAGGAAUCUUGACUCAGGCUGUCUAGUCAGAGUAUUUUGGCCCAAAACUAAGUGUGCCCUGUUGAGAGAUGAUUUGGUCCUGAUGGACAGCCCGGGCAUUGAUGUCACAUCAGAGCUGGACAGCUGGAUUGACAAGUUCUGUUUAGAUGCUGAUGUCUUUGUUCUUGUGGCCAACUCUGAAUCAACCAUCAUGAACACUGAAAAGCACUUUUUCCACAAAGUGAAUGAGCGCAUUUCAAAGCCCAAUAUUUUUAUCCUAAACAAUCGCUGGGACGCAUCUGUCUUGGAGCCAGAGAAUCUGGAAGAUGUACAAAAGCAGCACAUGGAUCGGUGCAUCAGUUUCUUGGUGGAAGAGUUGAAAGUCGUGGACCUUAAUGAAGCACCUGACCGUGUCUUCUUUGUCUCUGCCAAGGAGGCCCUGAGUGCCAGGAUCCACCGUGCCCAGGGGAUGCCAGAGACUGGCGGCGCCUUGGCUGAAGGUUUCCAGGAGCGACUGAGAGAGUUCCAGAGUUUUGAGAGAACAUUUGAGGAAUUUAUAUCCCAGUCUGCGGUGAAGACCAAGUUUGAGCAGCACACAAUCAGAGCCUGGCAGAUUACUGAGUCAGUCAAGGCUAUCAUGGAUGCCAUAAAUAUUUCUUCAGCAGAGAAGAAAGUUUUCUCAUUGGAAGAGCGUGAGGCUUCAAUCGACCGGUUGGAGUUUGUACGAAAUCAGCUGAAUUUUCUAAAUGAGGAUGUCAAAGACAAGAUAAAGGCCGUAAAUGAUGAAGUGGCUGUCAAGGUGGCCAAUGCACUGGCAGAGGAGAUUGGUGGCCUGUCUGCUUUGGUAGAUGAAUUCUGCAUUGAUUUUAGUCCUGCUCCUAUUGCCUUAGCCCUGUACAAAACUAAACUUCUGGCAUAUGUAGAAGAGAGAAUGGCAAAGAAUUUGGAACUCCGUUGUUCUAGUUGUAUUAAUGGCUGUGUGAAGACAUCUCAGAGAGAUAUUAUGGACACAAUACGUCCUCUGCUGCCCCCUGCUGCCCGAGGUCAACUACACCUGCCUAACAGAAAGUUAAAUAUGACCUACGGCCUGAAUUUUGCCAGCCUAUGUGCAGAUUUCGAGGAAGACAUCGAGUUUCAGUUCUCGCUCGGCAUAACAUCUUUGGUAAACCGUUUCCUGGGCCCUGCUAAAGCAAGACAAGCUUUGAGCCUGAUGGACCAACAUGCAAAAGCCACCUCUACCUCUGCUCUCAUGGGAACCCAGGCCCAUGAGGAGCUGGCCAUCUCCAUGGCAACAGGGCUGCGCUCUCACACUUUAAGAGCAUCAGUGAGCAUGUUGUUCAUUGCUGGAGUGGUAAGAAAAUUUUGAUUAAUAUCGCUUUUUACUAAAUGUGUUAAGUUCCCAAAACGUGUAUACCUACAUUUGGUUUUUGCACAAGUGUGGCGUUCUGCAGGGUGGAGGUUUGUUGUUCUUUCUGUGAGUCUCUACAGUUUGCUCUACCUGUAUGAAAGACUGACCUGGACCAACAGCUCGAAAGAGAGAGCUCUUAAGCAGCAGUUUGUGGACUAUACCACUCAAAGACUACAGACUAUCAUUCAUAUCAUCAGUAGCAACUGUGGACAGCAGCUGCAACAUUGAAUGGUGGCCGUCUUCGCCCACAAGAGCGAGAUGGAGCUUGAAUCGGAGAUUCGCAGCACUGCCAGGAUCCAACGUCUGGAGAGGGUCCAGAGACACUCCAAAAUGCUCAGGCAUAAAGCCACUGAUCUGGAAGCACAACUGGAGCUUUUCUCGGCUGAGUAUCUACAGAUUCAACAUUAACAACACAUCAACGUGAGACUGUUUGUUGGGAGCACACUGGUGAGCUGGAUAUAGAUUGUCCUCUAGUGUUGAGAGAUGUAACAA
This is a messenger RNA of Misgurnus anguillicaudatus (oriental weatherfish), 2504 nucleotides long. Lineage: Eukaryota; Metazoa; Chordata; Actinopteri; Cypriniformes; Cobitidae. The record is from RefSeq and is a predicted model, not a curated record.